Messenger RNA from Pseudogymnoascus destructans, 276 nucleotides. RefSeq lists its product as uncharacterized. The transcript has a single exon. The record is from RefSeq and is a predicted model, not a curated record. NCBI's taxonomy places the organism in Eukaryota, Fungi, Ascomycota, Leotiomycetes, Thelebolales, Thelebolaceae. Bases 1 to 276 code for a protein of 91 amino acids.
AUGGACCAGGAGACAAGCCCUCUACUCCUCCUCACCUGGCUGCCAGUUGCUCUGCUUCGUGAAGAAGACGCACGAGUACCGCGUGCCCUCGAAGGGCGCGAUCCAGUGCUCGAGGACUGCAGAGCGGAACAGGACAACAUCCCCUGGCUGGAAGGGAAUCCUAUAGCCAAGGGCUGGCAGGCACAGCUCCCCUCCCUCAAACUGAGUAUCAGAGCGAGAGUGUUGCCUCGAAAUAUUCCAAAGGCUAGUCUGGCAUUCGAGCUAGGGUUAGCAUAG